Saprolegnia parasitica CBS 223.65 is the source of this 930-nucleotide messenger RNA. RefSeq lists its product as hypothetical. The annotation marks the transcript as partial. The transcript is spliced from 4 exons. The record is from RefSeq and is a predicted model, not a curated record. NCBI's taxonomy places the organism in Eukaryota, Oomycota, Saprolegniomycetes, Saprolegniales, Saprolegniaceae.
AUGGUUGAGAUCACCGACGGCCGCCGGCCCAUUUUGCUGCAGUUUGACGCCAACAGCGUCGUUCACCCGCUCUGGGUGCUCAUCGAGACGGCGCUGAGCCUUGGCAUCCGAGACGCCGACAUCUGGUACUUUUCGCUCGCGGCGCCCGACGUCGUGCCUGCUUGUCUCCGCGCGCUCAAGGACGCGUGCGUGCACGGUGGCUGGCUCAUUCUCCAGGAUGUCGCGAAGCUCUCGGCCAGCGAUCUCAUGGACCUCAACCGCCAGUUUUCGCUGCUGUCAAACGGCGAUCUCUCGAUCCACAGCGACUUUCGCCUCUGGUUGGUCGACGAGGCGCCGUCGUCGCUCCUCGCGCGGCUUCCGAGCGCCAAGCUGCACACGUUCUUCUUCAACAUUGUGUUUACGCUCCAGAACCCGCUCGAGGCGAGUGUGUCGCCGACGCGUCACGCGCUCCACCUCUUCCACGGGAUAGCCCUCUCGGGCGCGCAUGGCAUCCACGUCGCAUCGCCGUUCCACGCGCCUGUGACGCUCUAUGAGCUCGAGAAGGCAGAGUUUCUGCUCGAGUGCCUCGGCGACACGCACGGGCUCUCGAGCGACGAGCUCGCAUCGCUGAUCGCGCCGCUGUAUCACGGCAAGAGCUCGGAUCGUAGUGUUCAAAAACAGUGGAGUGCCCUCGCCCGGUACAUCUUUCAACUCGGGACGGCACGCGAUGCGGGGGAGCAAAGCCAUUGGCUCAGUCGGCUUCAGCGCGGCCUGCGCCACCACGCAACCACGCGUGGCACCAAGGACGGCACGCGCCGAUCCUGCGACGUGCUCUUACCGGUCGACACCAAGAUCUCAGCGGCCACCAUGGGGCUCCCUUACUCGCUCGACGCCUAUUUCGAGACGCAGACGAUGCUGGCUGUUGCCUCGACGCUCACGCAGUCGCACGGA